Aricia agestis (brown argus) is the source of this 1766-nucleotide messenger RNA. Its product is annotated as pre-piRNA 3'-exonuclease trimmer-like. Gene Ontology annotation, biological process: nuclear-transcribed mRNA poly(A) tail shortening. Gene Ontology annotation, molecular function: RNA binding; poly(A)-specific ribonuclease activity. The record is from RefSeq and is a predicted model, not a curated record. Lineage: Eukaryota; Metazoa; Arthropoda; Insecta; Lepidoptera; Lycaenidae. Bases 106 to 1695 code for a protein of 529 amino acids. The transcript has 11 exons. Gene Ontology annotation, cellular component: cytoplasm; endoplasmic reticulum.
UAUUUUGUUUUGAACAACAACUAUUAAUUAAUUAGUACGUUCUCAAAUAACGUUAUAUUGUUAACUAAUUAACUAUUUGAAAUUAGAAUAAAGGCAACCACAGAAAUGAAUAUAACGAACAAAAAUUAUAACGACGAAAUCGAUCAAAUCAUAUACAACUUAAAGCAAUGUUCUUUUGUGGGUUUUGAUGCGGAAUUCAAUGGAUUGCUCACUGGAGAACGGUUUAAACACAGGUUGUUUGACAGCUGCAAAGAUAGAUAUGACAAUAUUAAGAACGAAAUGAGCAACAUGGUUAUUACUCAAGUUGGUCUAACUCUAUUUCAAUAUAACCGAGACUUGGAAAACUACACGGCUACGGUGUACACAUUCCAUUUGUGUCCACAAGUUGUGGGAGAAAUAGACCAGAGUUUCACUUUUCAUGCAUCAUCCCUGCAGUUCCUAUGUAGACAUAACUUCAAUUUCAAUAAGUUUAUUUAUGAUGGAUUGCCAUAUUUGAAUAGAGAAGAGGAAGAAUAUGUCCGUAAUCAACUGAAGAAGAAAACAUUAUUCAAUGAGCUGUACCACAGUCUGGAUAUAGAUGUUGAGAAAAUACUUAAACAAAUAUCUUCAGAUAUAUCCAAAUGGCUUAUAGCAAAUGAAGAGAACACAAUAUAUUUUGAUGUAGGCAACCCUAUAAUGAGGUACCUGGCACACCUGCAGAUCCGAGAAAGGUUCCCGGACUUACUCACAACAGAUAGCUUAGGUAAUAGCCAUAAGAUACUUGUAUACAGAGAUAAAACUAUAGAGGGCGCUGUGGGCUUACCAGAGGAAACACUAGAAGAAAAUCUAAUGAAGCAUUUACUAGGAUUUUCACAAAUUAUCGAAUUACUGUCUAAACUCAAUAAACCUAUCAUUGGACAUAACAUGUUUUUAGACACAAUACUACUACACAAUCAGUUUAUAGGAAAACUGCCCGACAGCUAUGAUACAUUUAAGAAUAAUAUAAAUAAACUAUUUCCGACUAUAUACGACACUAAAUAUAUAUCACAUGAAAUGUCCAAGAAGUUAUCAAUAGACGAAGUAUGGAAAUCUAAUGCGCUUCAAGAUUUGUACGAGUUCUUCUCGCAAGGCAGAUGUAAGCGGCUAGAAAAAGGAGUAAACUUUAUACAGCUGACCACAGCGUUUGAUGUGAAACAAUCCUAUCACGAGGCUGGCUGGGAUUCCGCUUGCUCAGGCUACUGCUUCAUCCGUCUGGCGCACUGGGCGGGCUGCGAGCUGCGCGGCCACUACCGCCCCCUGGCGCCGAGCGAGAAGCUCGCGGCCGUGGCGCAGCACCGUAACAGGGUCAACGUGAUACGCGGCGCCGUGCCGUACAUGAACCUCAUGGGCGCGGAUCCUCCCAGUCACCGGCCAGACCUGCUGCACGUCAAGUCCAUGCAGGAACGCAUUAUCAACAUCGGCAAGGUAACAGCUAUUCUGGCGAACUUUGGUUCAAUAGACGUGAAGCCCUAUGGAAGACGCACUGCGCUUAUAGCGGCUAGUACUCAUAAUACGGUAGACAAGAUUUUAAAACAAUUCAAAGACAAUCGGGAGUAUAAGAUAACGAAGUUUAGUGCUUUGAAACACUCCGCUGUCAGCCGCGUGGCAUUAUUAAGCAGUGCGCUGCUCACAGGGAGUUUAUUCCUGUAUCUGCUGCAUAAAGGAGUUAAGCAAUAAGUAUGACAUUGAUACAGGUUGAAAUGAAACCUUCCUGCCAAAUUUUGAUAUAUUAAUCCUUGUUAAAAAUA